This is a messenger RNA of Suillus paluster, 3111 nucleotides long. Its product is annotated as kinase-like domain-containing protein. NCBI's taxonomy places the organism in Eukaryota, Fungi, Basidiomycota, Agaricomycetes, Boletales, Suillaceae. Bases 443 to 2992 code for a protein of 849 amino acids. Gene Ontology annotation, biological process: protein phosphorylation. The transcript is spliced from 23 exons. The record is from RefSeq and is a predicted model, not a curated record. Gene Ontology annotation, molecular function: protein kinase activity; ATP binding.
GACCAGGCAGUGAUGCGUUGAGGGAGCUGAGUAAGCUUCGAGUGGGUCCCACUUGAAUCUUGCUGUGCGACUGUCAUCACUUCAGACACUACAGGCCUAAGUUCUGAACUAGCUUUUAGUUGGUUCUGCAUUUGUCAUAUAUUAGGAUGCCGACGAUUGAAAACUGCUUGAUAUUUCUUAUGUUAUUUUAUUUUUGGCUACGGUUGCGCGGAGGCCAAGUAUCUGUUGCUGAAGUUUCUAUUGAUCCACCUUUUGUAAGCAGGACCUCUACGUCUGACAAUGACCAUAGUGAACGCAGCCCCGUCGCAAAGAAAUCGCCAGUCGCUUCUUCAGUUCAGAAAACAACUCUUCGGACAUCAGACGUCCUUUGUAUCGAAUCAAGUAAUAUCAUCAGGCAAACCAAUUACCCGACCGUUUCGGGUGGUCUUGGAGAUGUUUACAAAUGUACAUGGAACCGUGGUGCAGGGUCGGAAGAAGUACUUCGGAUAUUCAUAUUCUCUGUACAUGUGCUCACCUUUAUCUUCAGGUUGCAGUCAAAUCUCCACGAUCUCCAACUCAAAUUGAUAGUCAAAUGGUCGUCAGAAUCAACAAGAGCCUUGACCGCGAAAUCAGAAUCUGGGCCGUAUUAGAGCAUCCAUAUGUAUUACGCUUGUAUGGCACUGUACGAGAUUUCGGUCCAUUCUGCGCUCUUGUCACCCCCUGGAUGCCAAACGGGACUUUGGACUCCUACCUAAAUCAUGCGGAUCUCACGGAAAUGGACAGGCUUUCCAUGCUUCGACAAAUCGCCGAGGGGCUCAAGUAUCUCCAUGACAACAACGUGAUUCACGGUGAUCCUGAUCCAUACAAUGUCCUGGUAGCUGCCGAUGGAUCCCCGCGCUUGGCAGACUUCGUUCGUUGGGUCCGCUCCAGAGCUCUCAACGCUCCGGACGAUCAGCCUAUACAAUGCGCUACCGAAUCCAGUGACAUAUAUUCUUUGGGGGUGUUGUACGGGAAACAACCCUAUUGGUGGUUGAAGACUCCCAUUCACGUCGUUUCAGCUAGGUUCAAGGACCUCGAGCCCAUUGAUAGCAGCGUGAAGAUUGAAGCACAUCACCUGGAUUGCAUGCGACGGUGCUGGUCAAUCGAACCCAAAAUUCGCCCAUCGGUAGAAAAGACUACGGCGAUCAUUAAUGAGAUGUUACCAGGCGCUCCUGACUGGCUUGCGUUCUACAGCCUUCGUGAACUCCCUAACGAGGUGAUCACAGCAUAUGAACAUCGCGGCACUGCGGCAGGGGGUCUCGGCGAUAUCUGGAAAUGCAGUUGGUGCAAGAACUCAGAGGAGACUAAAGUUGCAGUCAAAUCAGUCAGAAUUCCUCACACAGGCGAUCGAGAUGAAGUAAUUAAGAUGAUUACUCAAGAGGCUCUCGCCUGGGCCAAGUCGUCACACGAUAAUAUAUUGCCGCUGUAUGACACAAUCCCUUAUUUCAGACCUCUUCCCGCCUUCAUGUCUCCCUGGAUGGCCAAUGGCUCGUUGUCCGACUAUCUACGCCGGGAGUUCUCCCGUCUAUCCUCAACCAGGAAACUGGAUAUCCUAAACCAAGUGGUAGCUGGGCUUAAGCACUUGCACGGCGGUGGUAUCACUCAUGGUUCUUUGACAAGUGAUGAUGUGUUCCUCGACGGCUCUGGUAGGGUCUACAUUGCUUACUUCGGUCGCCUAUCCAAGAUUUUUGCGCAAACACAAACUUCCACGUCUGGCUCAGCUAAUGCCUUCGAAUUAAGGUACAUUGCGCCCGAAUUGCUCGCGCCUAUUGCAGAUGCAGGAGCCUCGAGACCAAGUAGAGCUGGAGAUAUCUAUUCAUUUGGCUGUCUCAUGAUCCAGGUGUUAUCAGGAAAGAUACCUUACGAGUGGAUUCAUGAUCCCAACGAAGUACUUCCAGAAAGAGUCAAAAGCACACAGCCCUUCCGCCUUACACAGGAGACCAAUGAAACGCAUUUGACUUUUGGACAACAAUGUCUGUCAGUUAAGAGCGACGCUCGUCCGUCAAUUGAGGAUGUCUUUUGCUUUUUCGUAGUCCAGAAUGUUGGUGCUACUGACUUGACAAACUUUAUCAUUCGGGACAACAAGUACCCCGAGAACUGCGGGGGAUAUGCGGAUAUCCACAUGUGCCGGCUUGCCUUGGACUCGACGACCGUGCUCAUACAGCAAGCUGUUUCCAGUUACCAGGUUACUCUUGGUUGUGUUGACGUCGCAGUCAAGGCACUAAGACCGAUGGGGGCUGCCGAGACACCCAGGAUGAUCAAUCGAUUGUUGAGGGAGAUUAAAAUAUCGUCCGUACUCAAUCAUGACAAUAUUGUUCCUCUCUGGGGUGUCACACGUCAAUUUGGAGUUUUUCCGGCCUUGGUUUCACCGUGGUUAAGGAAUGGCACCUUGACCGACUAUCUGGAGGAUAAGCACGAAAAGCUUUCCAGUGGCGAUAAGUUUGCACUGCUUAGGGAUGUAGCUCGUGGCCUUCAGUAUCUUCAUUCGCAAUCGAUUGUCCAUGGAGACUUGAGUGGCUUCAACGUCCUUAUCGAUGAUGAUAGAAAAGCGCGUCUCACCGAUUUUGGUCUCUCUGCUUUCCUUUCAGCUAGAGCAAGCCAAGCUUUAUUGCCUACUGCUGUUGGAGGCACUCCGCGAUGGAUGGCACCUGAAAACCUGAUGCCCGAUGAGAGCGAUAUGCUGUCUGUGUUCUUCAAGGCAAGCGAUGUGUAUUCUUUCGGGGGGAUCAUGCUUCAGGUAUUGGAGGGAAAGGUCCCAUACCACUACAUCCCCAACGGUGGCGUAAUGCGCCAAAUAUUACAAGGAAUUACGCCUCGAAGGCCAGACACACCUGUUAUCAUUGAUGGCGACUGGGAUUUCAUCCAGCGAUGCUGGUCGGUAGAUGCAGCGUCUCGGCCCUCUAGCACGGAAGUUGUUACAUUUAUGGAGGAACGGGCUACGAUUGUCGUCUGCGCAAAGUCCCGAAUGGAGUAACAGUUCCGACUUCUUGUCGUGCGUAUGCUAACAGGUACCAAGACAAUACGGGUGCUUGCCCUGCGGAUAGGAAUAGUGCAUAUGCAUAUUAUCAGUAUACGUAAAGCAUGAACUAAUGA